AUGAAAUACAACCAGUUACGGGUCGUCAGGGCACCAGUGAACCAGACGCCCUGCUCACCCGGAAUCGCUGGACUGACCUUGACACUCGGCUGGUUGGCGUCGGUGGUCCAAAAGAAGACGAAAAAGAGCCGCAGCAAAAUAGAUGAGCGGCAAAAAAUCACCAAGAGAAGCGUGAAGAAGAAGGGCGAAGCACUGGUGGUGAAGAUUAGCGAGGAAGGGUAUUUGGAGGUCCUGCGAACAAUAAGGACAGCUCCGGAAUUGAAGGACUUUGGCGCAGAUGUACAGAGAAUCAGGCGCACACGGGCGGGUGACAUGAUCUUUGAGCUGAAAAAGGACUCCAAGAAUAAGAGCUCAUCAUAUAAGGAGCUAACGGAGAAGGUGGUUGGCGAUAAGGCACAGGUGAGAGCGAUGACGCCUGAAGCGUGCCUCCAAUGUGUGGACCUGGAUGAAAUUACCACGGCGGACGAGGUAACUACCGCAAUGAAGGAGCAACUCGAGUUGGGCGAUGUUGACAUAACAAUCCGACUAAGAAGGGGUCCAUCGGGCACGCAGAUCGCUGCUAUAAAACUUCCGGCAGAUGCUGCUGACAAAGCACUGCGAAUCGGCAGAAUAAAAGUCGGUUGGUCGGUGUGUUCGUUGAGCCUCUCUCAGCAACCAGAGGUGUGCUUCAGGUGCCAAGAGUUUGGCCACCUGGCACGGAACUGCAAGGGCCCUGAUAGGUCAAAACUUUGUAGAAGAUGCGGUGAAGAAGGUCAUAAGGCACAAAGCUGCAAAAAGCCACCGAAAUGCCAGAUCUGUAGAAGCGAUGAGCGCAGAGACCAUGUUACUGGUGGUCAAAAAUGUCCAGCGUUCAAACAGGCGAUGUCAACACCUGCUGUGGCAAUCUGCGAGGAUUCGAAAUGCGACGUUGCAAUCAUCUCUGAUCCAUACCGGAUCCCACCAGGAAACGGUAAUUGGGUAGCGGAUGAAGCAGGAACCGCCGCUAUAUGUACGGUAGGAAGAUACCCAUACCAAGAAAUUGUGUAUCGCGCAGCUGAAGGCUUCGUGAUCGCCAAAGUUAACGGAAUCUAUAUAUGUAGCUGCUACGCACCGCCACGUUGGACGAUUGAUCAGUUCAACCGGAUGCUGGAUAAGGUAGCAGAGGAACUUAUCGACAGGAGGCCAGUCGUCAUUGCUGGGGACUUCAACGCCUGGGCAGUAGAGUGGGGCAGUCGUUGCACUAACCCUAGAGGUUGGAGUCUACUAGAAGCAUUUGCCAGGCUCAAUGUAGACUUGAUUAAUAAAGGUUCGACGAGCACAUAUCGAAGGGAUGGCAGAGAGUCCAUCAUUGAUGUUACCUUCUGCAGUCCUGCCUUAGCAAGGAACACGAACUGGAGAGUCUGCGAGGACUAUACGCAUAGCGACCAUCAAGCGGUCCUGUAUUGUGUCGGAGGGAGGGUACACUCGGAACCACGCGAGAGCAGUAUCAAGGAGCGAAAGUGGAAGACAGAAUCCUUUGACAAGGAUGUGUUUGCGGAAGCAAUGCGAUUCGAGCGCAAUCUUCAAAAUCUGAGUCCAGACGAGCUGGUUGCAGCAUUGACCCGAGCCUGCGAUGCAACCAUGCCGAGAAAGGUACAGCCACGGUAUGCACGUAGGCAAAUCUAUUGGUGGAAUGAAACGAUCGCAGAACUCCGUCGUAGCUGUUUUCGAGCAAGGAGGAGGAUGCAGAGAGCCCGCAGCGAUGUAGAAAGAGAAGACCGCAGACCAGUGUUUAGGGCGGCCAAAGCCGCUCUUAAAAAGGAAAUUAGGCUCAGUAAGGCAGCUUGCAUGAAAGAGCUCUGCCACAACGCGAAUGCAAACCCAUGGGGGGAUGCAUACAGGGUCGCUAUGGCUAAGAUUAAAGGCCCAGCGAUACCGCUAGAGAGGAGCCCAGAAAAACUCAAAGCAAUUAUUGAGGGACUGUUUCCGUAUCACGAAGCACCAGUCUGGCCUCCCACACCUUAUGGUGAGGCCAACACCAGCAGAGAUGAAGCCCGUGUCACUAACCUCGAACUAGUUACGGCAGCAAAAAGCCUAAAAACUAAUAAGGCUCCGGGACUAGAUGAAUUGCAUAGACGAAGGAAAGUUUCCAAGGUGCUGGAAACGGCAAAAGUUAGUACGGAUGCCGAAGCAGGAGCAGGUCCACAGUUGACGCCAUCCGGACAGUCGUCGAAGCAGCUGAAGCAGCCAAGAAGCAAAAGAGAAGGGGAAACCGUUACUGCGCUGUGGUAA
Molecule: messenger RNA, 2250 nt
Organism: Armigeres subalbatus
Lineage: Eukaryota; Metazoa; Arthropoda; Insecta; Diptera; Culicidae
Exons: 5
Coding region: 1-2250 (749 amino acids)
Molecular function (GO): nucleic acid binding; zinc ion binding; catalytic activity
Source: RefSeq, a predicted model, not a curated record